This is a messenger RNA of Chrysemys picta bellii (western painted turtle), 4847 nucleotides long. Lineage: Eukaryota; Metazoa; Chordata; Testudines; Emydidae. The record is from RefSeq and is a predicted model, not a curated record.
CCACCGCGCUCCGCUUCCCUCCGCUCGCCGCCUGCCCCCAUCCCGUCUUCCUCCCGCACCCACCCUCCGUCACCCCGCGCCUUCCACCCCCUCCCCAUCCCUCCGCCCGCCGCCUGCCCCCCAUCCCCUCCAUCUCCCCCCCCUCCGCACCCUGCGCCUCGGGGGGAGCAGGCAGCCGCGCGCCGGUGGGGAGGGGGGGGCAGGGAGCCUGCGUGCGGCGGUGGAGGAGGGGGGGGCAAUUGAAGGCCAGGGGGGGCAAUUAAUUCCCCGGCCCCCCGGAAUAUCUGAUGUGCUGCAGAUCCGCCCCGAGCAGCGGCUCCCUCCUCCCCAGCCAUGGAUUGUCUCUGCAUAGUCACCACCAAGAAAUAUCGCUACCAAGAUGAGGACAGCCCGCCCCUGGAGCAGAGCCCGGCGCAUCUCCCCAACCAGGUAAAGGCCCCCGAGCUGGUGCACGUCUCGGAGAAGAACCUGUCCCAGAUCGAGAACGUCCACGGCUACGUGUCCCACUCCCACGUCUCCCCCAUGAAGGCGAAUUCUCCGCCCGUCAUCGUCAACACGGACACGCUGGAGGCGCCGGCAUAUGUGAACGGGACGGAGGGGGAGAUGGAGUACGAAGAAAUCACGUUAGAACGGGGUAACUCCGGGCUGGGGUUCAGCAUUGCUGGGGGGACGGACAACCCCCACAUUGGGGACGACCCCAGCAUCUUCAUCACGAAAAUCAUCCCUGGGGGUGCGGCAGCUCAGGACGGCCGCCUCAGGGUGAACGACAGCAUCCUGUUUGUGAACGACGUGGACGUGCGAGAGGUGACGCACAGCACGGCGGUGGAGGCGCUGAAGGAAGCCGGCUCCAUCGUGCGUCUCUACGUCAUGCGGCGUAAGGCCCUGGCCGAGAAGGUCAUGGAGGUGAAGCUCAUCAAGGGGCCCAAAGGUCUGGGGUUCAGCAUCGCAGGUGGUGUCGGGAACCAGCACAUCCCGGGGGACAACAGCAUCUACGUCACCAAGAUCAUCGAGGGGGGGGCCGCCCACAAGGACGGGCGCCUCCAGAUCGGGGACAAGAUCCUGGCGGUGAACAACGUCAGCCUGGAGGAUGUGAUGCAUGAGGAUGCCGUGGCCGCGCUGAAGAACACGUACGACGUCGUCUACCUGAAGGUGGCCAAACCCACCAACAUGUACCUCAACGACUCCUACGCCCCGCCCGACAUCACCACCUCGUAUUCCCAGCACCUGGACAAUGAAAUCAGCCACCAGAGUUACCUGGGGACCGACUACCCCCAAGCCAUGACCCCCACCUCCCCCCGGCGCUACUCCCCCAUCCCCAAGGAGAUGAUGGGGGAAGAGGACAUACCCAGGGAACCCCGCCGGAUCAUCAUCCACCGCGGCUCGACAGGCCUGGGAUUCAACAUUGUCGGGGGUGAGGACGGCGAAGGAAUCUUCAUCUCCUUCAUCCUGGCUGGGGGGCCGGCUGACCUGAGUGGGGAGCUGCGGAAAGGGGACCAGAUCCUCUCGGUGAACGGGGUGGAUCUCCGGAGCGCAACACACGAGCAGGCUGCCAUCGCUCUGAAAAAUGCUGGGCAGACGGUGACCAUCAUCGCACAGUAUAAACCUGAUGGUGAGUCUCAGCGGGGGCGGGGCUGGGUGGAAGUGGGGGGGCUGGGAGCCCGGACUCCUGGGUUCUCUGACCCCUGGCCCUGCCCCCGCAGGGCGCUGUUCGACUACGACAAGACGAAGGACUGCGGGUUCCUGAGCCAGGCGCUGAGUUUCCGCUUUGGGGACGUGCUGCACGUGGUGGACGCCUCGGACGACGAGUGGUGGCAGGCGCGGCGGGUCCACCCCGACGGGGAGGGGGACGAGAUCGGCUUCGUGCCCAGCAAGAGACGGGUGGAGCGCCGGGAGUGGACGCGGUUAAAGGCCAAGGUGAGAGACUGCCCCCCCGACACACCCACCCACCCCGGGGGCAGGGGAGGCUGGGUGUGCAAAGCUACCAUCAGUCCCAGGAGUGAGUGUGCAAGGCUGGGGGCAGAGCUCUAUCGUUGGGCCUCUCCUGGCCACACCCAGACCCCCAGGGGCGCUUCCCCGCCUCCCGGUCCUCUCUGUGCCUUCCCACGAGUGUGGCACCGUGCAAGCGUGCGCACAACUGCCUUUGCACGCCCCCGUGCCGACGCCGGCCAGCGCCACCAUUCACAGUAUGUUGCGCCCCAAUUCGAGGCCAUUAACCCCUUCCUCACCUGCCCAACAUGGCGGGGGCCAAUCAGGGAGUCAAUCCACAAAGGGGCGGGACUGCUUCCGCCAGGGGGUGCUAUGGGGAGCGGCUCCCACCUCAGACACCAGAGCUGGACCAGACGGGGGAGCCCAGACACCACGCGGCCGAAGCGGGAGUACGAGGUGGACGGGCGGGACUAUCACUUCGUGGCGUCGCGGGAGAAGAUGGAGAAGGACAUCCAGGGCCACAAGUUCAUCGAGGCCGGGCAAUACAACAGUCACCUGUACGGGACCAGCGUCCAGUCCGUGCGCGAGGUGGCCGAGCAGGGCAAACACUGCAUCCUGGACGUCUCGGCCAACGCCGUGCGGCGGCUCCAGGCCGCCCAACUCCACCCGAUCGCCAUCUUCAUCCGGCCCCGGUCCCUGGAGAAUGUCCUGGAGAUCAGCAAGCGGAUAACGGAGGAGCAGGCGCGAAAAGCCUUCGACCGAGCCAUCAAACUGGAACAAGAAUUCACAGAGUGCUUCUCGGCCAUCGUCGAAGGCGAGAGUUUCGAGGAGAUCUACCACAAAAUCAAACGGAUUAUCGAGGAACUUUCGGGGCCGUACAUCUGGAUCCCGGCCCGGGAGAGACUUUAGGGACCUCCCCGUUCGGUGGGAACUGCGGCCCGACCCAGAACUGAGCCGUUCGCUUUCUUUUCGGGGAGGAGGUUUCGGGGGCGGGGGGGGGAAGGGAUCCGGUCUAUUUCUUUCUUCUUCUCCUUUCUGGGUUUUUUUUUUCUCGCAAUCCUUCGCCUGGCUCCUUCCCCUCCCCCCUCCAGCCAAGAUCCGCUCCCGUCUCUUUGCACCCAGGAAAAGCGCUCUGUGCAUGCUUGUAUUUUUUCGAGAGGUGUUGGCUUGUGACGUCUGCGCUUCUGGCAUUUUGCUUUCGAUCCCCCCCCGUCCGCCCCCCAUCCCCAUCAGAUCCGGACCCUGGGAUCCAAUCGAGGAGAUGCGUGAAGGACCGGAAAGGGGGCGGAGGAGAAGAAAGGAACGAAACGCACCGAGAAAAAAUGAAGAGAAGGGUGGAGCAAAAGCGCGUCUCUGGAGGAUCGGAAAACCGGAUUUCUUGGGCAAAAACUAUUCCGCCCGCCGAGAUGAAAGGACACCCGGUUUCUUUUCGGAGUGGAAUCGACCCCAGAUUUGGCGCGUUCUUUGGAGGGGAAAACGAGCGGCGUGGAAGAAUAAAGCAGGGAAAACGGAUUAAAAAACAACCAACUGCUUUGAGGCUCUUUAUUUAUUUUUUGCUUUCCCGGCCGGGGACAGAGGAGAAAAUAACCCACGAUCCUCCUUUAUCUUUCUACCCACCCGAAGGGAAACUUUCUUUUUAAACCAACGCGGGAAGGCGCGUCGGCGAGAGACACCCGAUGGCCCUGUCUCCAAAAGGCAGGCGCUUCGCCCCUCUCCCCCCGCCCGUGAUGUUUCCAGACGGAUCGGACCCAUUCUUUUCCUUUCCUUUUUCUUUCUCAGUACGGUUCAUCUCCUUCCCUUUUCGGCGCAUGGUGGCUUUAAAAAAACCAAACAAACGAAAAAGCAACAGGAAAACGUGACAAAAAAAAUGAGCAUUUUGCUGUUCGGCAAUUUCUAUUUUUCGUUCCGGGCGGAGAAAAGACUCGUGGGGGGGGGGGUCCGAAACACAUUUUCGACGUUCUGUGAAUAUUUCUUUUUUUCUUGGGGUCAUAGCGAGUAUUUCGGUCUGGCUGUGCGUGAUUGUAUGAAACUGGGGAUGGGUGGGCGGGGAGAUGUCAGACGGUCCUUCCUUUUCUCGUUACAGGCAUUUUCGUUGGGACAUGUUCUUAAUUAUGACGAUGCUGCUUUCUUUCUUUCUUUUUUUUUUUGUAUAUAAACUCCAGCUGGCCACAGAGACCCUUGCUAGAAAAAAGACCUACCGGUGAAUUUGGGGUGAAUUUGGGUAUGGGGUUGCCCCCCUCCCUCCUGCCCCGGGGCAAGGGGGAAAGGCGGGGGGGAGAAAAGAAAGGGGUAAGGGAUGAUCAGUAGGUACCGAGAAACAGGACCAGCUGAGUAUCAUGGUGAGAGCGGGGUGGGGCUGGGAGCCAGGACUCCUGGGUUCUCUCCCCGGCUCUGGGAGGGCAGUGGGGGCUGGUGGUUAGAGCAGAGGGGCCUGGGAGCCAGGACGCCUGGGUUCUCUCCCUGGCUCUGGGAGGAGAGUUGCGUCUCGUGGUAAGAGUAGAGGAAGAUGGGAGUCAGGACUCCUGGGUUCUCUCCCCGCCUCUGGGAGGGGAGCAGGGUCUGGUGGGUUAGAGCGGGGGGGGGGGCUGGGAGCCAGGACUAAUGGGUUCUCUCCCGCAAAUGCACUUUCUUGGCCUCUGCAGUCACCAUAACCCAUCCCCAGGGCGGCGCUGUUUGCAGUUAAUACCCCCAGGACAGCCGGACAGCCGGACGCCCCUCCACCCCUCCCCAAGUCAGGAGACAACUGACCAGCCAGCCUCCCGUCACCCUGGGCCCCGUCUCUCCUGUACUUCACGCGGGUGAAGCAGGAAGCAUUUGGGGGCGGGCAGGAAUUCCCCCCUGGGGGCGCAUUGACCUCUGGGGCUGUUUCAGGUAUAGCGACUGGGGGGGUCUCUUUCCUACAGGGGUCUGGGAAUGGGGGA